CUUUGUGCCUUUGCAGCAAUCAGCACGCUUUGGCCUUUUGUUUUCUCACCUCUGAUCCUUUGCUCUCCUCCCUUUCCCCACCGCUGAGCGCACAACGUUGGCAGCAGGAUUGUCAUCUACUUCAGAGUGCAUUUCGGCCUGCCCAGACUUCAACAUACACGGGCUUUAAAUAGCCACUGGAGCGCCAGCCUAAUUCUCCUCCAGAUAGAGCUCUCUCCGUCCCACAAGCUCUCGCACCGAACGAGCGAACGACUUGCGCCUGUUUGUUCUGAUUUCGAAAUCCCAAUUAGUGCACCUUUUCGGUUCCCACUGAAUCGGGACACCUAAUUGACGUCCUCGCCUGUCAUGUCUGAUGAGUCCACAAUCCUUCGUCCGCGUCCGAGGCGCGUCUUCGACCUCACCCCCGAAGAGCCCUCCUCCCCUGCCGAACCUGCCAAUUCGGACCUUUUGAGUCCCCGCGAAGGCGGUUCGGCGAAUGUUAGCCGCAAUGUAUCGAUCAUGAACUUGACAUCGCCAACCCUUGUCGGCAUUUAUUCUCCGACCGCAUUCGAGAGCACUCGCGAUGACUCCUCACCGUGGGGCACGGAAGCCCAUACCCCCGAAGCACUGAAUGCUGGCAUUCGGCCAGUCAUUCAAGGUCCAGCUCCGGGAAAGCUGCAGCGGUCGCGGUCGCGCCUUAGCCAGGGACUCUUCCGCGGGGUGAUCCUACCCCAGGCGCUGAAGAGCGCCUUCCUGCUUGGUUUCGGAGUGGUGUACGGAAUCAUCAUAAUUCACCUACACGAGAAUCAUUGGAUCACCCCGGUGAAGCUGGAGAACAUUCAUUACUACGGGUCAUGGCAGUAUCUGGCAUUCUGGGGCGUUGCUGGGGUCUUGCUGGGCAACGUACUCCCUUGGUUUGACCAAUUCUUUGAUGACUUAUUCAAGCACGGCACAAAAACUACAUCUUCGGCGAGUGAUGAGGAAGCUGUGGAACGCACACUAUCGUGGGUUGCGGCAGUCCGCAGCGUUGGAGCUUUUGUUGGUAUCGCGUUUGCUAUGCGCCGACUUCCCUGGGAAUCGACUACCCAAGCUUCGGUGACCCUCGCACUUGUGAACCCUGUCUUGUGGUAUCUUAUCGAUCGCACUCGAACAGGAUUCUUUCUGUCGACUGUUGUUGGGUUGGCUGGAAUGGGCGUUGUCUUGGGCGUGAACCCCGAUCUGGUGCCAUCUUCUCUGGAGCCCUCCAGCCCCACCAAUUUGUUGGCCAACGUCACGGGGCGCGACUUCGGGUUGGACAUCGGAAUGACACAGGAGAGCAUUGCUGUGCGGACCUGGCUUGCCAGCGUUUUGUUCUGCGCCUGCGUUUGCUUCGGCAACAUAGGCCGACAAUUGGCGAUUGGUAACCGAGAGUCGCUCAAAAAGUGAGCGAUCUGCGCAGGAGACUUGGCUUUGCCUGCACGAUAUUGUCCGCACCGCUAGUAAUUCCUUUGUAUACACUUCUCUCUUUCUCGUUUUAUGGAUUUA
Messenger RNA from Aspergillus saccharolyticus JOP 1030-1, 1503 nucleotides. RefSeq names its product INSIG family protein. Gene Ontology annotation, biological process: sterol biosynthetic process. Gene Ontology annotation, cellular component: endoplasmic reticulum. The transcript has 2 exons. The coding region runs from base 346 to 1404 and encodes 352 amino acids. The record is from RefSeq and is a predicted model, not a curated record. Lineage: Eukaryota; Fungi; Ascomycota; Eurotiomycetes; Eurotiales; Aspergillaceae.